Clupea harengus (Atlantic herring) is the source of this 2721-nucleotide messenger RNA. RefSeq names its product interleukin-1 receptor accessory protein-like 1-A. The transcript is spliced from 5 exons. The coding region runs from base 21 to 1523 and encodes 500 amino acids. The record is from RefSeq and is a predicted model, not a curated record. Gene Ontology annotation, biological process: signal transduction; negative regulation of exocytosis. Lineage: Eukaryota; Metazoa; Chordata; Actinopteri; Clupeiformes; Clupeidae.
GUGGAAGGUGGAGGGAAAGAAUGGGGAACAGAGGACACCAGGCAGCAGGAAGUGACCUAAUGAGUAAGUGUAUGUCAUUUCCUGCUCUGCCCACAGGAAGUGCAGUGAACCUGACAUGCUGGGCGUGGUUUGGCUUCAGCGACAUGAGUCCGGUGCUCUACUGGCUCAAAGGAGACCGCUUCAUUGAGGAUAUGGACCAAACACGCAUCAGAGAGAGCGAAAUGAGGUUGGUCCAGGAGCAUCUGGGAGAGAAAGAGGUGGCCGUCUCCUUGACGAUAGACUUCCUGGAGGAAGAGGAUUUGGGAAAUUACUCCUGUUAUGCUGAGAAUGCCAUCGGGAAGAGAUAUGCCAGUGUCAUUAUCACCAGAAGAGAGCUGAUGUACACAGUGGAGCUGGCUGGAGGGCUGGGUGCUGUGCUGCUGGUGCUGGGGCUGCUCUUGUCUCUGUAUAAGUGCUGUCGGCUGGACAUCCUACUCUGCUACAGACAGUACUUCGGCAGCGAGGAGCCAGACAUGGAGGAUAAGGACUAUGAUGCGUACCUAUCCUAUAGUAAGGCGGAGCCUCAGUGGGGGGAGGAGCUUGAGGACGAGGAGAAUUUUGCAGUGCACAUCCUCCCUGAGGUGCUGGAACGGCAUUAUGGGUACAAACUCUUCAUCCCUGACAGGGACCUCAUCCCCACAGGCACCUACAUAGAGGACGUGGCGCGGUGUGUGGACCAGAGCCGUCGCCUGAUCAUCGUGCUGACACCGGGCUACGUGCUGCGUCGCGGCUGGAGUGUGUUUGAGCUGGAGGCGCGCCUGCGCAACAUGCUGGCCUCCGGCGACAUCAAGGUGAUCCUGAUCGAGUGCGCCCAGCUGCGCAGCCUCAUCAACUACCAGGAGGUGGAGGCCCUCAAGCAGGGCAUCAAGGCCCUGAGCGUGGUGCACUGGCAGGGGGAGAGCAGCUCGCGCCCGGGCUCCCGCUUCUGGAAGAGCCUGCGCCUGGAGAUGCCCUUCCGGCGCCCGCCGCGCCCCCUCGGCAGCAGGCAGCCGCUCGACGCCAGCGAGGCCGGGCCCUUCGGUGACCUGCGCAGCGUCUCUGCGGUCUCCAUGGCGACGGCGGCCUCCUCAGCCGCUGUGGCGACGGCCCCCCCGGACCUGCGCUCGUCGUCGAUGACCUCGCUGCGGGGAGCGGGGGCUGCGGAGCGCUACCAUGCGACGCUGCGGCAGAAGAACCCGUACCAGGCGCAUCAGCAGCGCAGCUUCGACGUGCCCUAUGAGGUGCCGCUGUCACGCGCCGGCACGCUGCCCCCGCAGCACACCUACUGCAACAUCCCGCUCACGCUGCUCAAUGGACAGCACACACACAUGCACACACACACACACACGCAGGUGCACGGCCACGCGCACACACACAUGCACGCGCACACACAGGGCAAGCCUCGGCCACAGAGACAGCGCAGCCUUGACCAGCCGUAUGCCAACCACCACGCCAUACUGCCUCUGUUGCCACGGGAGACCAGCGUGUCCAGCGUCAUCUGGUGACCACAGAGGAGUCCCACACACACACACACACACACACACACACACACACACAAAACAAACUACACACAGACCCACAUUCCAUGUUUGGAUUGUCACAAACUCCUGCUCGGAGACAUUAUAGACCUAUUUUUAGCUCGAGGGUGGGUGUGUUUGUGUGUUUGUAUGAGUACAUUUCUGUAUACCAAGGCCACUGGUUGACUGAAUUGAUUGAUCAAAGAAAUAUCCUAUCCGCACACGCAGUGACACACACACACACACACACACACACACACACUGAAUUAAAUGAUUACAAUGGAAAACAGGGUAUUGUACAGUAUUUGCUAUUUUUGUAGCAUCACUGUCUUCCUGGUUUUUUUUACUUGUAAAUUUGAUUGGAUGAUUUUCUUAAUACUUCAGUAUACCUUUUUUUGUGUUUUUUGUUUUGGACGGUUAUGGAGUGAGGGUUUGCUUGUGGAAUGUUUUUUGUUUCUUUUUUUCUUUUCAUCUUGACAUCGUGAAGUUUUGAGGAAUUUCUUAGCUAACAUUUAGACUGAACAUUAAGAUUUUCUUUUGGGGCUGUAAGUUUCAGUUUUAUUCCACAAAUUAAAUCAAUAUAUAGAUUAUGCAAAGAGAACAUCAAGAAGCCCGAAAUCUCUCUUUCUCUCUCUCUCUACAGAACCUCUCUCUCUCUCUCUCUCGCUCCUUCUUUCUCUCUUCCUUGUCAUGGGCUUCGUAUGUUUUCCACACAAACUCUUGUUGUGGGACAACAACGAUAUCAAACUGAGCUGAUGUCCCUCCAGAGUAUUUUAUAGAGAAGAAAUAUAUUUUUGUAAGAGAAAUGUCUUCUACUUGUCUGGGCAGGGGAGGGGAGGGGAGGGCCAAACUGAUUAGGAUGUUUUGCUAUUCAGUAUUAUAUGGGGGUUGUCAUCUUUUUUCUGACCAUAAAUUUGUGUCUAUAAUAGAAGUUGUUUUAAACAAUGGCCUUCCUAUCCAGGUUUCGAUGUUAAGUCAUGUUUGAGAAAAGUGAGUUUCAUUUAAAGGGAAAUGCUUUAGGACAUACAGAGGCUUCACAUAUUCAGCCGUAUAUAUAUAUAUAAUACAUAUUUAUAAAAAGCUUUAUAUUGUUUCACUCCAAAGGAAGAAAGAUUUUCCUCUUCUUAAGAGCUCUUCUUCUUCUGUUUUCUUAGUUAUGCACUGAUCAUUAAAACCAGACAAUGGA